Molecule: messenger RNA, 1900 nt
Organism: Carassius carassius (crucian carp)
Lineage: Eukaryota; Metazoa; Chordata; Actinopteri; Cypriniformes; Cyprinidae
Product: gastrula zinc finger protein XlCGF57.1-like
Exons: 2
Coding region: 67-1419 (450 amino acids)
Biological process (GO): regulation of transcription by RNA polymerase II
Cellular component (GO): nucleus
Molecular function (GO): DNA-binding transcription factor activity, RNA polymerase II-specific; RNA polymerase II transcription regulatory region sequence-specific DNA binding
Source: RefSeq, a predicted model, not a curated record
AGACGAUGACAACAACAACAAGGCAGCCCAGUAAAUGAGAGACUGAGGUGAAAUGCAACUUUAAAGAUGAUGUUUAUUAAAGAGGAGAGUGAGGACACGUGUGAUCCAGAGCCCUACAGAAUAGAUAGUGUGCACGAAGAAGGUUUGUUGAAAGUGAAAGAGGAAAGUAAAAUUCUGAAUGAAGUGGAGGAGAAACAUCAGCAUCAGAAAGCUCACGAUGUCCUCACUGGAGAAAGUUCACUGACUUGCUCUCAAACUGAAAACAGUUCCUCACAAAGCAGCACUCAAACAACAGUCAGAAAGACUUUCACCUGCUCUCUGUGUGGAAAACAAUGUGCCCACAGAGGUCACCUGAACGAUCACAUGUUAACUCACACCGGAGAGAAGCCGUUCACUUGCCCUCAGUGUGGAAGGAGAUUCUCCCGCAGAAGAAAACUUAAUGAUCACAUACUAAUUCACAAUGAAGAGAAGCCUUUCGUCUGUCCUCAGUGUGGAAAGAGGUACAAACGUAAUGAACACUUUCGAAGUCACUUACUAAGUCACGAUGGAGGCAAGCCCUUCACCUGCUCUCAAUGUGGAAAGAGUUUCAGUUAUAAACGAAGCUUUAAUGAUCACAUCAAAGUUCACACUGGAGAGUGUCUGCACACGUGCCUUCAGUGCGGAAAGAGCUUCCUGAAUAAAGGACAUCUUAAGGAUCACAUAAAAAUCCACAGCGGAGAGCGGCCUUUCUCUUGCUCGCAGUGUGGAAAGAGCUUCAUCAGUAAACGAGACGUUACAUCUCACAUGAGAGUUCAUACUGAAGAGAAGCCUUUUAAAUGCCUUCAGUGUGGAAAGGGUUUUGCGUGGGCAAGCUGUCUGAAAAUCCACAAGCGCCACUCUCACUCGGAAGAAAGGGAGUUUACCUGCGAGCACUGCAAUAAAACGUUUGUUUUAGAGUCGUACCUAAAGAGACACUUGAAAACUCAUCAAAACGAGAAACCCUUUGUCUGUUCGUUUUGCGGGAAAAGUUUUUUAUGGCUCCUGUGCUUCAAAGCACACCAGAAAAUACACGAGGGUGUGAAAACCCAUGUUUGCUCCGAGUGUGGGAGAGCCUUUGCUACUGCCAACUAUUUGAUAAAACACCAAAAGGUCCACACCGGAGAACGGCCGUACAUGUGCUUAUACUGCGGAAAGAGUUUCAGUAAGAAAGCAAACCUGGAAGAACACGUAAGACUGCAUACUGGAGAGAAGCCGUACACCUGCACUCAGUGUGGAGGCAGCUUCACCUCAGCUAAAGGUCUAAGUUAUCACAGAGGAAAGCAGUGUUCCCAAAGUGUGCCAAAUUCAUGCUCCGUUGAAAUCCAGAUAGUGUCAGAUAUGCCCAAAGAUUGCAUUUCUACCAAAAAAGCAAUUACAUCUACAACAUUAAGUGGCGAAUAAGCCUUCAUUCAAUGUAAAUGGCAGCAGAAAGUCUGUGCAUAUAGUACUUUAUUGUUAAAGAAAACUUAAGGUAAAGAAUUAAAUCUUAAUUUUUUCAUAACACAUAAAUGUAAAUGUAGACCUUAUGUAGCUCUGCCCCGUCGUCUUCUGUCUUCCCACAGCGUGAAGAACGUAUGGGUCGUACCACUCGUUUUAAAAUCUUCCCGGUCUACUGACAUCUGCAUUGAAGAUUACAAUGCACGUGGUAGCUUCUGAUUACUCUAUAAUAAGUAAAUCCACUUCAGAUAAUUACUUUUCAACAGUGAUGCUACAGAGCUACUGCAAAAACAGAAGUUCAAAGAAAAUAAUCUAAAGAUGGCUGUGCACUUGUUUCUCUCACACAUAUGGUCUAUAGAUAUAUUAUAUAUUUAGAAAGGGCCAAGCAAAGUCAGUACAGACGCCUAGUAAUACAUAGUAAUACAUAAAUAAAACAAGCAUUUUU